UUUUUUUUUUUUGGUGUGGUUUACUCAUCUCUUGUACUUCACAUUUCAUCACAUCUCUGAUCUUUCCAAUCUUCUCCUCAUAGAUCUUGAUGGCGGCUUUCUCAACCGAUGAGGGAGACUCCUUUUCUUCUUCCACUCACAGGGGGGACUAUGAUGUCUUCUUGAGUUUUAGGGGUGAAGAUACUCGCCAUGGUUUUACUGGCUAUUUAUAUCAGGCUUUGUGUGAUAAAGGUUUCAAGACCUUCAUUGAUAAUAAAGAUCUCCAAAAAGGUGAAGAAAUUUCAGCGGAACUUAUCAAAGCCAUUAAAUCAUCAAUGAUUUCAAUUAUCAUAUUCUCUCAAAACUAUGCAUUUUCCACUUGGUGCCUUGAAGAACUUACCAAAUUUCUUGAGUGUAAGAAAAAUGGACAAACAGUUUUACCAGUUUAUUACAAAGUGGAUCCAUCUGAAGUACACAAGCAGGAAGGUAGUUUUGGAUUAGCACUAACUACACAUGAAAAAAAAUUCGAGAAUAACAUAGAGAAAGUGUUGAGGAGGAGGGUAGCUUUAUAUGAACCAGCUAGUUUGUCUGGAUGGCAUUAUGAGGAUGGUUUUCCUGAAUAUCAGUUUAUCCAAGGAAUUAUUAGAGUGGUAUGCUGA
Messenger RNA from Quercus robur (English oak), 638 nucleotides. Its product is annotated as TMV resistance protein N-like. Gene Ontology annotation, biological process: signal transduction. The record is from RefSeq and is a predicted model, not a curated record. Bases 90 to 638 code for a protein of 182 amino acids. The transcript has 2 exons. Lineage: Eukaryota; Viridiplantae; Streptophyta; Magnoliopsida; Fagales; Fagaceae.